AUUUUCAAGUAUUUUUAGAGUUAUUUAUAUUACUUUAUUCAAACAAAAUCUUAAGAACUGUUAAACUCGAUUUUCAAUUUGAUUAUGAUAUUUGUCUACAAGUACUAACGAGCAAUGAAUGAAUCCAGGUGUUUUUUGUUUUUCUUUUGUACUGCAGAUCAUCAAUUUCAAAAUCAGAACCUACUAAAGUGAAAGAGCUAAAAUAUGAUAAACAACUUCAUCUCUUAAGACAGAUUUGGCAGGACUAAUUGUGUGAAUGCAUGUUCCGAUAACAAUUAAAUCCCAGAGAUUUAAUCAUUGAUUUGAGAGUCAGGAGACGCUGAAGGGAAAAACACCAUUAGUGUGGCUGAUGAUGGGAUCAGUAAAUUACGUGGCUCAAAAGAUGAGUUUAUUCAUCUUUUAGAUAAAAUACUAGUUCGAGCGAGAAACUUGAGUUUCUUUUUUGUUUUUGCUUUGAGAAAAAGGUCUGAGUGUAUUGCUGGUACUAGUACUUUGUCUUAUAGUUGAAUUUGGUUAUAUUGAUCGGGAGAAUGCCUAUUCCCAGGAAAUGACGUCUACCAAAUUUUCUCGUCUACUAAAAUGAAAUCUGAGUACCAAAUUAGUGUGUAAGUCAGGAGAUGCUGAAGGGAUAGAACAACAUUAGUGUGGGUGAAGAUGGGAUCAGUAAAUUGCGUGACUGAACGAUGAGUUUGUUCGUCUUUUAGAUAAAACACUAGUACAAGCGAGAAACUAGAGCUUCUUUUUUUCGCUUCGAGCAAAAAAGGUCUUAGUGUAUUGCUGGUACUAGUAUUUUAUCUUGAAGUUAAAUUUAAUUAUCCUGGUGGGAGAGUGCCCGCUCACUGGAAAUGACAGCUACGAAAUCUUCUUGUCUACUAAAAUGAAAUACGCAUACCAUAUUAAUAUUUAAGGAUAGGUUACUGAGGAUUGCAAAAGAUAUAAUAAGAUGUUUUAUUGAUUUCCGCUAAAAUGCUUUGUGGAAUUUUGUUCAUUUGGACUUGGCCAGUUUAUAUAGUGGAAUCUGACAUUUUAAGGCAAUUCACUAACACAAUUUUCUGUGGUCUGAAUAGAUAUAGCAUUAUCUGCCGUGCCAGUUUUUAUUCCACAAAGCAUUUGAACCUAGUCUGUUCAUAUAGUGGAAUAUGAAAUUAUAAGGCAUUUCAAUAACAAUUUUGUGUGACCUGAAUAAAUAUAGCAUUGUAUGCUGUGCUAGUUCUUAUUUUGGAGAUGCAGUAGGUCGAAGCGGCUGAACAGAAGGAUGUGCUGGAGCCUCAAUUAAUGAAGUUCAAGCUCUAAAUAGUCUUUGGAGCGAGGUUUCAGCACAGGAUUGCCAGCUUCACGAAAGUUCUGGUUGCUAAAAUCUGCACCACCACCCAGAUCCAAAUGAAUGAUCAAUUGAGGCCAGCAUCAUAGACAACAAGCUGUGUUCAUUCCAUUGACAGACUCUGCUCCACAGAUCGUUGAAUCAAGGCUUUGAAAAUUCAGAAGCAACUCAUGGAUUAUCAGGGGAAAGAUAGGAUCAGCAGUUUGCCAGACUCCCUUCUUCAUCACAUACUCUCUUCCCUCAAAAUUAAGCCCAUUGUGCGUACCAGUCUUUUAUCUAAAAGAUGGAGACAGGAAGAAACAGAGUAUUGUGCAGCUGUGACUAAGUUCCUUCGACAGAUUGUCAAUGUAAAACACUUGAAAAUCUCUGGCAAUAGCCUUGAGGUUCUUUCUUUUGCAGAAGAUCUCUUAACCGAUCUGCUAACAUUUUACAACUUGAUCCAGUUGGAGGUGCUUUCGGUAGUUAAAUAUUAUGCUCAUAAAACUUUAUUCCCUCUGAUUCAAAUGGCACCUAAUUUGGAGUCAGUUGUAUUUUGUAAGGUCUUUUCACCAUAUCUGCAUGAUGAUGGUGAUGGUUGGCUGCUGGAUAUGGACACGGUGAGUGAGUCUUUAUUUCGAAACAUCAAAUUUGUCCAAUUCAAGGAAUUUUUCGGGACCCCGGGGGAGAUGAAGCUGGCUAGGGUAAUUUUGAACAAUGCCAGUGCUUUGCAGAUGAUGACGAUUACUUGUACAUUAUCAAGGGAUCUCAGUAGCAAAGUAGUUGUUAUGGAGGAGUUAUUAAGGUUCCCUAGGGGGUCACCAAGUUGUGUAAUUGAAUUUUCUUAAAACCUUCAUCUCGCGUGAUUGAAAGACUUUAGGGUUAUGUUUUACAUGCAGUUUCUCUUGCACAUUUUCUGUAGAAGGCUUCUUGUUCUGAAAAUUCUCAACUUACCUACAGAAAAGGAAAUUGAUUGAAGUUUU
Molecule: messenger RNA, 2280 nt
Organism: Papaver somniferum (opium poppy)
Lineage: Eukaryota; Viridiplantae; Streptophyta; Magnoliopsida; Ranunculales; Papaveraceae
Product: putative F-box/FBD/LRR-repeat protein At5g22670
Exons: 8
Coding region: 1492-2145 (217 amino acids)
Molecular function (GO): protein binding
Source: RefSeq, a predicted model, not a curated record